GACGGACGUAUGCACAGACGAAGGACUGGCAGAUGCUCGGACGGCAUGAGAGGUUCACUGCCAUCCUCGUGCACUGUAGCACUUAUUUCUUUCCCCUGACAGUGGUGGGUGGUGAAACAGAAGUCCUGGCACUGCAUCAACGGUUUGGACCGAGGUGUGAAGAGUCCUGCUGGACCACCUCCUGGUUGAUAAUUGGUGAGCAAAGUAAAGCCAGGAGAGUCACACUGGACUGGACUAUAUGGUAUCUAAAGGCAGUUACUGAACUGCCCGGUCUAGGAUUUGCUCAGUUUCACAAUUUUUUUCUUUGUAGGUUUCUAAACAACUCACAUUUUAAAGUGUUUGAUUUGUAUAUAGAAAUGAAAAUAUAUAUACAUUUAACAUCCAUCUAUGCUUCUUGUGUUGGUGUGGCCAAGAAUUGCAAUCUUAUGAUCUAGUAACAUUUUAGACACCGUCCCAGACUGACCAACAGACUGACAUUAACAUCAGAGCCAGGCUGCUAGUGUGGCUAAAAGAGAAGAGAAGAAGAGACAGUCAUGUUGAUAUGAACAUUAGAGAAACACAUCAUGGAGCUGAAAUAUGAUCCUGCUUCAUCAUGUGGUCUCCUUCACCUCAGCUGACACGUUCACCAGCAGACAGGUUUUUGUACCAGUCUUUCUCACUGUGUGGAGGAUAUUACUACAUCUUUGGUUCUGGGACUAAACUGUAUGUAACAGAGGAGCAGAUGGUGAAGCCCGUGGUGAACGUCUGCCCCAUUGAAUCCAACGUCCACCAGGAGGGGAAGAGCUCCCUGCUGUGUCUGGCCUCAGCCAUGUUUCCUCCUCUGGUCCAGUUCUCCUGGAAAAGACAGAAGGAGGACGGCUCUCUGGAGGAGCUGCUCCCUGCUGAGGGACAGUUCAGAGGGUCCAGACAAUCCGCCGUCAUCAGAGUGGUUGAUGGUGAUGCUCUCAGCAGAUAUAAAUACAUCUGCUACGUCAAGCAUGAGGGGGGAACAGUGGAGGCCCAAACACAACAAGAGGUUCCUGCUUCUCCUCCACCACCUCCUCCUCCACCUGCUUCUACUCCACCAGUUCAUGCAUCAACUCCUCUACUUCUGCAAAAAGAAACAUUUCCACCAUCUGAUCCAGCUGCAACCUCUGUUCCUGUUCUCCACCCUGUGAAGCUGUCAGUGUCCUUCCAGUCUGAGUUGAGGGUGAAGCUGCUCUUGCUGCUGUCCACAGUGCUGAUAGUGAAGAGUCUGGUGUACUGCUGUGGACUCUCUCUGCUGAUGAUCCUCAGAAACAAGGGACCGUCCACCAACUGCACCAAUGCUGGCUGAUUGUUUUCUGCUGGACUUUUCUCUCCAUCAAAUCUCAUCAAUUCAUCUCAUUCAUCACUUUGAUCAGGAUUCACAAAUGUUAGUUAUGACAUGUUAGAAACUAAAUGAAGCUGAAUUAUUAGCUGCCUUGUAGAUAUUUCAGCAUUUAUCUUGUUUUUCUUUUUAAUCUCCUGUAUCUGCACAGUGUGGUAGGUUCUCCACAUUUAUUCACUCAGAUAAUCUCAAUAAAGUGUAAAACAGG
Molecule: messenger RNA, 1556 nt
Organism: Melanotaenia boesemani (Boeseman's rainbowfish)
Lineage: Eukaryota; Metazoa; Chordata; Actinopteri; Atheriniformes; Melanotaeniidae
Product: immunoglobulin lambda-like polypeptide 5
Exons: 4
Coding region: 593-1315 (240 amino acids)
Source: RefSeq, a predicted model, not a curated record